AUGUUGGUUAACAUUACAAUGCGAAGAAAAUUCAUUGCACAAUUUCAUAACAAUAUAAGAACUAUAUCGGCUCGAAAGUUAAGCACGAAUAACGAUGAACAAUUUAAGGGUAAAUACGACGUAAUUAUUGCUGGUGGGGGCAUGGUAGGUUGUGCUCUGGCUUGUGCUAUGGGUAAAUAUCCCCUUCUAUCAAAACUCAAAGUUCUGUUAUUAGAAGGCAGCCCUAACAAGAAGUUUGAGCUAAAACCUGAAUAUAGUAAUAGAGUUGUAGCAUUAAAUCCAAGUACUAAGUCAUUAAUGAACUCACUCAAUGUAUGGCAGCAUGUGGAAGAAAUGCGACUUCAACCAGUCCGGCAUAUGCAAGUAUGGGAUGCUUGCUCAGAUGCAAUGAUUACAUUCAGUAGCACAGACAUACUUGACGAUGAUGUUGCAUAUAUAGUUGAAAAUGAUGUCCUCCUACAUGCAAUAAAUACAGAGUUAAGUAAAUCUGCAACUAAUGUAGAAACAGUGUAUCAAGCCAAAAUAGCAGGAUAUGAUCUAUCCAAAUCUGAAACAGAUGUUAAUACAGUGAAAAUGAGCAAUGGUGAUACAUAUUCAUGUGAUUUAUUGGUGAGUAAAUAG
Messenger RNA from Leptosia nina, 621 nucleotides. The record is from the annotation of a GenBank genome assembly. NCBI's taxonomy places the organism in Eukaryota, Metazoa, Arthropoda, Insecta, Lepidoptera, Pieridae.